AUGAUUCAAACCAAACGACAAUUGAAUUUUAUUCAAGCGACCGGUACGAAUAUAAAAAGGUUACGAGUGGAACUUACGGAAAAUGACUCGUCGAAAGCGUGUUUAGAACACUUGGCCAAUGAGAUCUUCUACGAAAUAUUCGACUAUCUUGAUACGUGUGAUGUAUAUAAAGCAUUUUCGACUCUUAACAUUCGUUUUCAAGAUCUUUUAUUCUCGUCGUCAUAUCGAUUGAAAUUGAAUUUAUAUUCGCAAUCAGAAUCAAUACUGGAAAAUCGCUGUCGGCACUUGCUCAUUCCAAAUAGACAUCGUCUUCUGUCACUUCAUAUAAGAAAUGAAUCGAUAAUCGGUCAUUUUUUUAAUUUGUGUACUAUUGAUUCGUCGUUUACUUGUCUUGAAUCUGUUGUUCUUCAGCGAGUCGAAAUUCGACAACUUCUACAAAUUCUCUUCUAUUUAAAUUCUUUGCCUCGUCUCUUCUCACUGACGAUCGCAAUCGACGAAGAUUAUUAUUAUUGUAAUCUCGGUGACGUUUAUCGACUGAUUUUUUCUUUGCCAACAUUAAAAUAUAACAAAAUAUCAUUAGCAACAUACACAGAAGAGCUAUCAAUCGAUGUGCCAAUUACUAUUAAUGCAAAGUUCAGUUCUAUUAAAUACUUUAAUACUGACUAUAGUUGUACUUUGGGUCAACUUAGUUCGUUGAUUCGUUAUUUACCCAACCUUUGUCAUCUAAGAUGUGAGCAUGUGAUCGAAUCAGAGACCGAUGUAAAAAAAUAUUCACCAUUAAAAAUGUCACAUUUGACAAAGAUGUCUAUUGGUUGUCUUGGAACGGACUUUAAUGACUUUGAAGCGUUUAUGAAAGAAUUAACAAGUGAAUUACAAGUAUUACGUAUUAAUGGAUCUUAUUAUAUGGGUUAUCUUGAUGCUGACCGAUGGGAACGAUUGAUUAAAAACCGCAUGCCUUAUCUAAAAAUUUUUUAUUUACAAUGUGAUCAAUGUAUCGAUGAUAUUUCAAGUGAUGAUUCACCUCAUGAAUGCAUCAGUAAAUUUUCUUCAUCAUUUUGGCUUGCAAGAAAAUGGUACAGCGAACUGAAAAUCGAUCGUACCGAUGUGACUUUCUUGGUUUAUCCACAUAAAAAGGAAUGGUUCGAUUUGUACGAAUAUAUGAGACACGAUACGUAUUCUAAUCAAAAGUCGAUAGACAAUCAUUAUAGUCUUAGUCAACAAAAGAAGGAUUGCUGUUCCACUCUGGUUACUCUAGAAGAUUGUUCUAUUACCCGACGAUUUCAAUUUACUGCUGAUAUAUGGAAGCCUAUUUUUGAUGCUAUUCGAUUUACUCACUUGAAUAUUAGUAAUAGUAUUAACAUAUCUGUUAAAGUGCUCAUAGAGCUUUUACGUCUACUACCGAAUCUUGAAUCGUUAAAGAUAUCAUCUUUAUCAAUGGUUCAAUCAAAACUUUUAUCGAUUACAGAUACAAAAGAACAUCUUUCACUAUCAUUCAGUAACAAAAUUACAAAAGUUAGAAUCGAUAAAAUUACUGAAAAGUCGCAAAUUCAGUUUAUUAUCAAUCUUUGUCCACGUAUGAAAUAUUUCGAUGUAGAUUGUAUAUUAAACAUAGAUCUACGAAUGUUCAUCUCAUUUCUUUUGACAAAUCAAAUAACUCGCAUUCCUCAUCUUUGUUUUCUAUGUCUUAAUGUUCCUAGUGCAACCGAAAAUACUAUUCAAAUAAUAACAAGAACAAUUGAACUGGAAACAUUCAUUGAUAACUAUACCAUUCAGCGUGUUGAAAACAAAAUUUUCUUACAAUGGAAAUUAAAAGAAUAG
This is a messenger RNA of Rotaria socialis, 1818 nucleotides long. NCBI's taxonomy places the organism in Eukaryota, Metazoa, Rotifera, Eurotatoria, Philodinida, Philodinidae. The record is from the annotation of a GenBank genome assembly.